AUGGACAAAUACGGUGUCACACUUCUGUUGGUGGCAGCCAUGGUGGGCUGUGUCCUGGCGGGAGGCUCUGGAGGCGGUUAUGGUGGCGGCUACGGAGGAGGCCGUGGAGGCUAUGGCGGAGGCUAUGGUGGGGGCUACGGAGGAGGCUCUGGAGGCGGUUAUGGUGGCGGCUACGGCGGCGGUCGCGGAGGCUAUGGAGGCGGAUAUGGCGGCGGUCGCGGAGGCUAUGGUGGUGGAUACGGAGGCGGUAAUGGAGGCUAUGGAGGCGGUUAUGGCGGCGGUCGCGGAGGCGGUUAUGGUGGCGGCUACGGAGGCGGUCGCGGAGGCGGAUAUGGUGGCGGUUAUGGCGGCGGUCGCGGAGGCUAUGGUGGUGGCUACGGAGGCUCUGGAGGCGGUUAUGGUGGCGGCUACGGAUACGGGAAAUAA
Messenger RNA from Penaeus indicus, 426 nucleotides. RefSeq lists its product as uncharacterized. The record is from RefSeq and is a predicted model, not a curated record. Bases 1 to 426 code for a protein of 141 amino acids. NCBI's taxonomy places the organism in Eukaryota, Metazoa, Arthropoda, Malacostraca, Decapoda, Penaeidae. The transcript is spliced from 2 exons.